AGCAGCGGACUGGCAGCGAAUUCCACGCUGCUCGACGCCGAUCACCUGCCGCUGCAAUUGACCACCGCCAAGGUGGACAACCUGGACAUUGAAAUCGACAUUCAACUGCUGACAAAUGGCUACGAUGGCACAACGUUGACAUCGUUCUACAAUGAGAGCAGCUGGACAAAUGCCUCUGAAAUGGAUACAAUAGUUGGUGAGGAACCGGAGCCGCUGUCACUUGUGUCAAUUGUAGUUGUUGGCAUCUUCCUAUCGGUGCUGAUAUUCCUCUCGGUGGCCGGCAACAUCCUCGUUUGCCUCGCCAUUUACACGGAGCGCAGCCUGCGACGCAUCGGAAAUUUAUUCCUGGCCUCUUUAGCGAUUGCCGACCUUUUCGUCGCCUCCCUGGUAAUGACCUUCGCCGGUGUCAACGAUUUGCUGGGAUAUUGGAUCUUCGGAGCGCAAUUUUGUGAUACUUGGGUGGCCUUUGAUGUCAUGUGCUCGACGGCGUCAAUUCUGAAUUUGUGCGCCAUCUCGAUGGACCGCUACAUCCACAUCAAGGAUCCGCUCAGAUACGGACGAUGGGUGACACGACGCGUGGCUGUCAUCACCAUCGCGGCCAUUUGGCUGCUGGCCGCGUUCGUCUCGUUUGUGCCCAUCUCGCUGGGCAUCCAUCGACCCGACCAGCCGCUGAUUUUCGAGGACAAUGGCAAGAAGUAUCCCACAUGCGCCCUGGACCUCACGCCCACCUACGCCGUCGUGUCCAGCUGUAUCAGUUUCUACUUCCCCUGCGUGGUCAUGAUUGGCAUCUACUGUCGGUUGUACUGCUAUGCCCAGAAGCACGUCAAGUCCAUCAAGGCGGUAACCCGACCCGGCGAGGUGGCCGAGAAGCAGCGGUACAAGAGCAUCCGGCGCCCGAAGAACCAGCCGAAGAAGUUCAAGGUGCGCAACCUGCACACCCACAGCUCGCCAUAUCACGUUUCCGAUCACAAGGCCGCGGUGACGGUGGGCGUGAUCAUGGGCGUGUUCCUCAUCUGCUGGGUGCCCUUCUUCUGCGUGAACAUCACGGCCGCCUUCUGCAAGACCUGCAUUGGCGGCCAAACCUUCAAGAUCCUCACCUGGCUGGGCUACUCGAACUCGGCCUUCAACCCGAUCAUCUACUCGAUCUUCAACAAGGAGUUCCGCGACGCCUUCAAGCGCAUCCUGACCAUGCGAAAUCCCUGGUGCUGCGCCCAGGAUGUGGGCAACAUCCAUCCGCGGAACAGCGAUCGCUUCAUCACGGACUACGCCGCCAAGAAUGUGGUCGUGAUGAACUCGGGCCGCUCCAGCGCCGAACUGGAGCAGGUCUCUGCGAUUUGACCAAAAGGCUGUCUGAAUCUCUCCGGCGGCGGUGGUGGAGCGUUCUCCUGGCUGCCCUGCGGAUGCGGAUGUGGCUGGGGAUGCGGAUGGGGAUGCGGUGGUCUGCGCGUGGACGACGACGACGAUGGAGCGCUGACCACGCGGUAUGUUCCAUGAGAUUCGGUGACGGCGCCCACGGCCACGAUUGUGGAGACCGUGGAGGCCGCACAGAUGGAGACGGAGCUGCUCUAGACCGGCACAAAUGGGUUCCUAAUGCCAGCCAACACUCGAUGCUCGAACCGCAAGCAAUCCCAUCUAAUCCCAUCCUCAACCCCGAUCCAGUGGAUAUGGAAACCUGUAAGUAUUAUCAGCGCGUCCCCGAGACUAAGCAAUCAACUAUGCGUAUACUUAAUCGCACUAGUAACUAGCUGUAAAUCCUUUAAGAGUAAAAUUAAAGAAAACCAAAACAAAACAAAAGCGAAACAUAAACUGAAACCAAAACCAAAACCGAAACCAAACCCGAAACGUGAUUAGGUCUAAGAUCUUCAACCCGGCACCUAAGAGCUUCUAGUUAAGUUUCUGUUUGGAUAUUCAUGGCGGUUUUCGCUCCAUGCAAAUGCGAUUAUUAUGGAGUGACACAUGUCACUUGCCAUACACACACACACACACCCACACAAAACAAAUACAUUUACGCACACAAACAAACCACUCAAGCUCACCAGCUGAACAAAAAAAAUGAGAAAAACGCUGCAUACAUCGCGGUGCCCUUACAUAUAUUGAGGCAACCCUACAUUUGAUUUAUUGAUGAGAAUUUAUGGCCAUUGAACGAACAGGGCUGCCAGCUGCACUCGUAAAUCAUGCAAAAUGAUUAUUGUUGUUAUUAUUACGGGCACAGAGCACAAAAGCUGUAAAACCCCGACCAUUCAUUCCCCCAUUGGUAAUAUAGUAUAAAUGUUAUGUUUAGUUGGAGUGCCGCGGUGAUAGCAAGUUUUAACGACCAAACUUUGCAGACUGAUUUGAAUUUAUGCGCGGAAAUCUGUUCCUCCCCAAUGUUAAUUAAGCCAACUGUGAUUGACACCGGCAAGCGAAACCAGUCGAAAGGUUAACCCGAGAAGCCUUUUCGGGUGCCGCAUUCUGAGCACUCUGAUUACCGGGUGAUUUAAUGAGCCGCACCUGCGAAAACACAGUUAUCAGCCGGCGGCAUAAUGAACAUGUUGCCCCUGGCAUCGCCUCUCCCUUUCCCCUUCAUCUUCACUUUCCCCAUCUUUCCACUUUCCCACUUGGAGUGUCUUGUCUUGUGUCCCAGAUUCCGGAUCUCAGCCAGUGGGGAAAACAAAUGUAAACAGUUUGCUCUUCACGCCGUGAUGAAAAAUUAUGCCAGCACAGGGAGAAAUAUCUAAUUUAUUACGUCUGACGAUAAGAUAAGAUAAUAAAUCAGGUUAAAUUAUCAAAAAAAAGCUCACGUCCAGUAGUUUAUCUCUAUUUGGUGCAAAGUUAAGUGUUAUAUUGUUGACAACCUAAUUCUACGUCCGUGUUUUGAUAAUAACUCUGUAGUUAUUACGUUUUGAUAAGAAAUAUUUAUUUAUGAGCUAAAUUGAUUUUGAGCUUCUAAAACUUUUAUAUUUUUAAUAACUGUUAAAAUUUCCUUCUUUUGAUUACUUAGUUUAGUUUUUGAACCAUAACUUUCAUACUUCGUGAAUGAAUUUUUCUUAGUGAAACUCCGUUUCGGAGCUGUAUUUUCCUCUGGCACUCGAGUUUCAAUUCCAGUUAUUUGCGGAUGCCGCAACUCUUUCCUCGGUCCUUCUCGGUUCUGUUAUUAAUACGAAGUACUUAUGCUGCCUCCUCCGAUUUUUCCCCUUCCAUUUGAGGCAAUCCGCUUACAACUUUUUCGGUCUUUGUUUAUUUGAUUCCCUUUCGCGCGUUCUCCUUUUCGUAUUUAUUUUGGCAGUUUAUUAAAACUUUGGCUCUGCUUUCGUCAUUUUAAUUACAAUACUCAGAACAAAAGCGAAACGGCAUUUGUUAUCGAAAACCACGCCCCCUGAACCGCCCAACACCCCAAACAAAUCGCCGGGAAAUCGUCAUUGCCACAACUGGCACGCAAUCAAUUCAACUUCAACUCCGCCAACGUAUACGCACGUGUCGCAGGUUCUUCGUUGAGUGAAGGCUUGAAAUUCGGGCCCUGAGUGCUUUAUGGCACACACAAAAUGGCCUUG
Drosophila ficusphila is the source of this 3530-nucleotide messenger RNA. RefSeq names its product dopamine receptor 1 (gene Dop1R1). NCBI's taxonomy places the organism in Eukaryota, Metazoa, Arthropoda, Insecta, Diptera, Drosophilidae. Gene Ontology annotation, cellular component: membrane. The transcript is spliced from 6 exons. Gene Ontology annotation, biological process: adenylate cyclase-activating adrenergic receptor signaling pathway. The coding region runs from base 181 to 1338 and encodes 385 amino acids. The record is from RefSeq and is a predicted model, not a curated record. Gene Ontology annotation, molecular function: G protein-coupled receptor activity.